This is a messenger RNA of Oppiella nova, 2624 nucleotides long. Lineage: Eukaryota; Metazoa; Arthropoda; Arachnida; Sarcoptiformes; Oppiidae. The record is from the annotation of a GenBank genome assembly.
UUGAGUGACAAAGUGUUGUCUCUUAGGACUGGUUUAGUAUAUUAUGAAGAGAUGUCAGAACAUCGAUGUCUUUGGGACGACAACUAUGAGGAGAAUCCUAAACGCUUUACGCAUACUUUGAAUCGAUUCCAAGAACUGGAACUAAUAGAUCGAUGUCAGGCAUUAACUCCGAGAAAAGCCACGGAAGAAGAGAUCUUAAGAAUCCAUUCGAGCGAUCAUAUAACUGAUAUGAAGAGCACUGAAAACGUUGAAGACGUGGAACUUCUUGAGGAGAAGUCAUCGCAUUUCGACGCCGUUUACUUCCACCCGAAGACAUAUGAGUUGGCGCUCUAUUCCGCGGGCUCUACCAUAGAUCUGAUGAAUGAUAUCGUUUGCGGGAAAAUAAGAAAUGGUUUCGCUUUAGUGCGACCGCCCGGACAUCACGCCAUGCGCUCCGAGCCCUGUGGGUCAGGCAGUUAUCAUCGAUACUGUAUCUUCAAUAACGUUGCCAUCGGAGCCGCUCAUUGUCUCAACAAUUUAGGUGUGGAACGCAUUUUGAUAGUCGAUUGGGAUGUACAUCACGGACAGGUAGUCUUUUUUAACACUGCUGUCUCAUUGAAAUGUACGAUUAUUUCUGUCACUGAAAGGCCACUCAAUACUCGUUUUAUGACGACCCGAGAGUUCUCUACUUCUCUAUCCAUCGCUACGAAAUGGGAGCCUUUUGGUGAUAACUACAACUUCAUUGGCGGAGAGAAAGCGAAGGGAUUUAAUGUAAACGUUCCGUUGAAUGAGACGGAAAUGAAAAAUUCGGAUUAUUUGGCGGUUUUCCAUAACUUACUUCUGCCCAUCGCUUAUGAAUUCAAUCCACAGUUAGUGAUCGUAUCGGCCGGUUAUGACGCGGCCAUUGGCUGUCCAGAGGGAGAGAUGUGCUUAACUCCAGCACUUUAUUCUCAUUUAUGCCACUCUUUGAUGUCAUUAGCCAAUGGAAAGGUGGCCGUUGUUAUAGAGGGCGGGUAUUGCAUCCCAUCAUUAGCUGAGAGCGCGGCACUCACUUUGCGGGCCCUUCUUGGAGAUCCCUGUCCUCUCAUGGAAGACUUGACUCCAUUGAAGGAUUCGUUGGUGAAGUCUGUGUUGGAUGUAAUCUAUGUGUUGCGUCCGUAUUGGAAGUGUCUGCAAAUGCAGGGCGUGUUUGACAGACAUUCGGUGAAUGAGUCGUUCCGAAGAGAACACUUGCCUUUCAUUGAAUAUAAGGGCAAAAUGGCUUUAAUCGAAAAGCCCACCAAAUAUCCCACUCGUGAUUGUUAUCCCAUUCAAAGUGAGACUCAAAAGUCUUAUUUUGUGAAUGAAAUCAAUCGUUUGAUAGCAAUAACCGAUUUGUCGCGUAAAUACUCUCAGAAGAGGACAUGUAUUGCUUAUGACGAGGCGAUGACUAAACACAAGUGUCGGACAACACAUCCUGAAAGGCCCUCAAGAAUCACAUUUAUAAUUGAAAAGUUAAAAUCCGAUAAACUAUUCGAUGAAUGCCUUCAUUUAGAGACCAGAUCUGCCACUGAAGAGGAGUUAAGUUUAGUUCACAGCAAAGAACACAUAGAAAUGAUGAAAUCUACUCAACAUUUAUCGGAUAAGGAAUUGAAAAAACUGUCCAAUAAAUACGAUUCCGUGUAUUUAACGCGAGAGACAUACAGUGCCGCUAAACUGGCCGUUGGGAAUGUCCUUCAAGUGGUUGAUUCUGUUCUUACAGACCAAUGUCUUAAUGGAUUUGCUUGCGUGAGACCUCCUGGACAUCAUUCCAGUCAGACGACUGCUUCGGGAUUUUGUUGUUUCAAUAAUGUCUCGAUUGCUGCCAAAUAUGCAAUCAAUAAAUACAAUAAGAAUCGCAUUCUUAUAAUCGAUUGGGACGUACAUCACGGCGACGGAACACAAAAAAUAUUUGAAAACGACGACAAAGUGUUAUACAUAUCUCUACACAGAUAUGAUUUCGCAGACUUUUUCCCGCAAUCGAUUCAAUCAAAUUACAAUAUCAGGAAAAAUGUGGUAAACAUCCCGUGGAAUGGGGGGCCUAUGACUCAGUCCGAGUAUUUGUUGGCCUUCUUUAAUGUUGUUCUUCCCGUUUCCUAUGAAUUCAAUCCCGAUUUGGUGUUCAUUAGCGCCGGAUUUGAUGCAGCAAUAAUCCAAUGGGAACUAAUCAAUCAUAUCGUACAACCAGAUGACCCGUUGGGUGAAUACCAACUCUCGCCGCAAGUGUUCGGACACAUGACUCAUAUGUUGUCGCGUUUAGCAAAUGGAAAGGUUAUCGUUUGCCUGGAAGGUGGAUACAAUUUAAUAUCCAACGGUUUAUGUGCCGCUGAGUGUGUGUCGACACUUCUGGGUCGACCUGUAGUUCCCUUGACGUGCACCCAAUAUAACCCGUCGGCCAUCGAGACACUGAAAUGUGUGGUUGGCUUCCAUUCGACGAAUUGGCGAAAUCUCACGUUUGACUUCGAUUUACCCGAAAGUCUCAUUUAGAGACAUUUUAAUCCAUAUAUUUUUUAUAACUUUUACAUUGGUAUAAAUUUUUAUUUUUACAUUUAAUAUAAACGAUUAGAAAAUUUGAAUAUAGAAAACAAAUUAUAAUAGAUUUAAUAAAUAUAAUGGUAAUAUUGCGG